Messenger RNA from Artibeus jamaicensis (Jamaican fruit-eating bat), 2290 nucleotides. It is a transcript of the gene FLYWCH2, whose product is annotated as FLYWCH family member 2. NCBI's taxonomy places the organism in Eukaryota, Metazoa, Chordata, Mammalia, Chiroptera, Phyllostomidae. The coding region runs from base 680 to 1105 and encodes 141 amino acids. The transcript has 5 exons. The record is from RefSeq and is a predicted model, not a curated record.
ACCACCGUCCACCGCCCACCAUGCUCCCUACGCGCGGAUUGGUCAGGUCGCUAGUCCGGCGUCCGUUCUGGGAAGACCUGGAAAAGCGGAGUUUACCCAAGGAAUAGGGUCCCCCCGCGUCACUACUGCGCAUGCUUGCGUCGUGACCCCCAGCUUGAGGUGACUGCCACUAUCAAGGCGGGGGCUGCAGGCACAGAAACUAAGGGACUUGCUGAGGCUCAGUGGCUGGAGAGGGAGGACUCCUCUGCGGUUUCUGCCCUGCCUGUGCCUGGUGAAACCAGCCCAGAAAGGAUAAAGGGUUUGCCCUCACGGCAGAGGACACAAGUGUUGAUGGACGUUGAUGGUAUUUCUCUCCCAUAAGUAUGAAGGUAAUCCUUCUGAUCCAUCAUCAGCUACCAGGCUAGAAGCCAGGGAGCCCUCAGUGACCACAUGUUCUCUGGACCACUCCAUACCCUGUCUCCACCUAUCCAAGCAGCACCAGCUGAAGCACAAGGUCCCUGCAUUCAUGGCGCCCUGGCACCUCCUGAGCUCUGGGUGGCCCCAGGCCUCCUGCCUGGGGUUGGGGCAGGAUCUAGUUGACAGAGUCCCUGGACUGCCAGCUCCCUUGCCAGGGAGGAGGAGUAGAAGUCCAUCCACUGGGGCCUGAGUGCAGCCUGGGGGACAGGCUGUUGGUCCCAAGAUGCCUCUGCCUGAGCCCAGCGAGCAGGAGAGUGAGCGUGUGAAGGCCGGUCAGGAGCUGUCCCCUGAGCCUUCUGGGACCGGCACUGAUGUUAUUCCUACAGCCCCCAAGAAGCCCAGGAAGUUCUCCAAACUGGUCCUGCUGACAGCCUCCAAAGACAGUGCCAAAGUGGCCGCAGCCAAGCGCAAAGGAGUGCACUGCAUCAUGUCUCUGGGGGUGCCUGGCCCCACCACCCUCGCCAAGGCCCUCCUUAGGAUCCAUCCUGAGGCCCAACGUGCCAUUGAGGCAGCCCCCCAGGAACCUGAACAGAAAUGCAGGAAGCUGGACACAGAAGGAAAAGAAGAUGGAAGGUUGGCAGGGAGGCCUGCCCUCAGUCCUGCAGUGGGCGGGGAGGAGUCCUCUGUGGGGCCCAGCAAGGCCUUGUAACCCUGACAACUGCAGGCGAAGCGUCCUUGAUGAGUCAGUGAACUUGGCUGUGACUUCUGCCUGCGGCCCUGUCCCUGGCUGAUUUUCACUCUUAUCGUCAUGUAAUGUUUUUCAGCUCAAGCACAAUUUACUUUUGUAAGCAGGAAAAAAAUAUCAAAACAGAAUGAAAUAAGCUACAUGCUAGAUCCCAUCAUGAACAGAUUGUAUAAACUUCAGGAUUCUGGGUCCUUUGAGGCCCAACUCCAACCACACCCCACCCCCCAGAACCCUGCCCACCUUACCAGCCCUCACAGGGCCCUUCCUUGGGACCGCCUGGUCUGGGCUGUCUCUCAGACCUGGGGCGGCUCUCAGGGGCCUCCAUCCCUUGCAGCCUCAUACGCCUGGGCACCUUCAGUCUGGAAAAACAGCCGCUGGCCCAGAGACUAGGUGGGGUCCCUGAGGUUCCCCUUCCUUCUGCCUUGGUCUGAAAGUGGGCAGUGGGAUCUCUAGCCCUGACCCUCUAGGAAGCUGGUCCAGCCCCUCCCUGACUCUCCUUCCAUGGUUGUUCCCUUGCUGGAGUGUCAGUCUGUCCCUGUGGGACUCUCAGGAGCCUCACCUACUCCAGGUAGCCAUACAGGACUGGCAGCCCACUGCACAGGGUCCCUGCAACCAUGGCAGCCCAGGGUUCUAUUGAGGAGGGGUGGGCCUGCAGUGUGGGGGUAGGGACCGUGACGAGCGUGUGGUACUCCCAUCAUGCUCCUUCCAGGUGGUUUUGCGGGCUGAGGGAGCCAACCAGGACCCUGAGCCCCUCCCCAGACCCUGGGUGCCGCCUGUGCUGGAGGAGGGGCGGAAACACACAUCUGCCUUCAGCCGGAAGUCGGGAUGCCCCAGAGGCUCCCAUGGGGAAGGUUUCCGCCGCAGCUGCUUCACUGCAUGUGGUCUCAUCCUUUAAAAACUGCCACUGGGCACAAGGAAAUGGCUUAUUUUUUAAAUGUAGAGUUGAGAGGCCUCAUGUAAUCAGUAAUCAGUAUCUAUUGACUCCCUCUCGGGAGAGGGAGACACUUAGCACAGUUUCCUUGCCAGCUCUUCAUUUUGCUAUUUUAUUUUUACAGCAUGUUUGUUUAUAAUAUUUAUAUUCUGUAACCAUAAUUCAAAAUGUUCUUUUGUCUUAAUUCUAUAUUUAAAUAGAUUCCUCUUACCCUCCGA